AUGGAAGGUAAAGGAAGAGUGGGAUCAUCAUCGUCGUCUUGUUUAACUUCUCAACUCUUUGGCCCCAAGGAACCUUCUUCCUCCUCCAACUUCAACUCCAUUUUCCCUCCUCCCUCCAAGGAAGAAACAUCCUUAGCUCCAAACAUGGGUCCCAAGGUCAGUGGAAAAGCCGUUCUCUAA
Molecule: messenger RNA, 180 nt
Organism: Arabis nemorensis
Lineage: Eukaryota; Viridiplantae; Streptophyta; Magnoliopsida; Brassicales; Brassicaceae
Source: the annotation of a GenBank genome assembly